Theileria equi strain WA is the source of this 2331-nucleotide messenger RNA. RefSeq lists its product as hypothetical. The record is from RefSeq and is a predicted model, not a curated record. The transcript has a single exon. NCBI's taxonomy places the organism in Eukaryota, Apicomplexa, Aconoidasida, Piroplasmida, Theileriidae. Gene Ontology annotation, molecular function: DNA-binding transcription factor activity. The coding region runs from base 1 to 2331 and encodes 776 amino acids. Gene Ontology annotation, biological process: regulation of DNA-templated transcription.
AUGUUGGGAUCGAACGUCGAUGGUCCAAAGUAUAAUUUCUCGGAGGGUGUAGGCGCCACUCAGAUAGAUUUGCAACUAGAUGCGCCUAGCAAGGAAUCUGGAACCAUUUAUCAUGAUAAUCAGGAUGUAGGUUACUCUAGUAUUGCAUCUAUCGAAACUCAGCCCACCCUUCGCUAUAAUUCGGGUUUGCAUCAUUCUCACUCAAUUGACUAUUCUUAUGAUUUGGAUAAAAUCUCUACAUCAUAUAAUCCUUUGUUUAGUGGUUCGUAUAGCUUCGAAAAUGCUGAACAAUACACUGCCGCUCCGAUAGAUUCUGCGCAACCUGACUUUCCUCCCACUUCUGAGCAACAGGAUGUUGCAGAAAAUGCUCCAGAGGAAAAGGUUGAAGGUGAGGAAAACUCUUCCGAGGGAUGUGUAGAUGUUAAAGAUACUAAUCCGUCGGUCGAUACAACAAACUUCAAUAAUCCUGUCUAUGGUCCAGAUGGUUUAGUAAAACAAACAAAUAAAGUUAUAGCUGUCAACCCUGUGAUUUUGGUAGACAAGGUUGAGCGCUCUUUAAUCGUUCAGUGGUAUGAGAAUGAUAUUAAAAGAGAGCAAAGAAUAUCCUAUAAGAAGUAUGGAAAUGCCAAGGCUCAACAGAGAGCUGAAGGUUUGAUAAGUAAACUAUUGGCAGGUUCCACUUUUGACCAAUUAUAUCCCGAAAAGGGCCCACCAAUCUUGACCAUAUUUGAAAAUGCUGGGAAAUACAUGGUAUCUCUUACUAGAGACAGAAUUAUGAGAGAGUGGAGAGUAGAUUGGACAAAUGGAAAUGGAUCUAAGAUGCGCGCUAGGUGGUCAUGUAAGAAAGUUGGUAAUGAAGAGGCGAAAAAGAGGGCUGAAACAUUUGCCUACAGCUUAGUGCAAGGGACUUUUAACCCCCGUUUGUUACAUAAGGCCACUGGAACCCGUCUAUCUAAAAAUGAUAUGAAAUAUAAUGGCAUGAUUAAAAAUAUGGAAUCUGUAAGUAAGUUACAACAGUCUGUAACACUUUCAGAGGGACAUGAUAAAGUAUCGGAAAAUGCUUGGCAAUCCACUGUUCCAAGCAAGCGUAGGUCUAAAAAACGCAGUAUCAGGACGGAUACUGAGACCAAGAGAACAAGACGUAGGAAGAAGUCAGUUGUUCCUCAAGUUAACGAUGGUUCACAGUACAACUCACAGUGCUAUCCAUAUAUGAACGUUUGUCAUGAUGGUAAUUUUACCCAGCAAUACUACCAGUUCUAUCCAGAAGAUUGUGAAACCUCAUCUUCUAUGAAUCCUCAAUGUGAUGUGAUUAACUAUAAUUCUCAGCAAAUGCUGCAGCAAAGUUGGGUUGAUUGGAAUGGGAAUAAUAUGCGCAAGAUGGUUGGUUAUGGAAGGGAAUGGGACUAUAAUAGUAACCCAGUAGAUUUCCAGUAUUUUUCUCAAUCCUCACAAAAUGCAUUAUCUCAAAAUAGCAUUAAUUCUGGUGACUGGCUUAGUCAAAGUUAUAUGAAUAUGUACAUGCAACAAGGUGAUAUAUCUACUAGCUGUGAUUACGCUGAUAAUACAGCAAAUGAUGCUAGAAUGCCUAACCAAUAUUAUGCCUAUUACAAUGACCAAGGUAUCUGUUAUCCAGAUAAUUUAUCGUCCCAGGAACCAUUGGGUAUGAUGAAUCACUAUUAUAAUUAUUCUAAUAUAAAGACCGAUGGAAUUUCACAAUGGUCGGAUGGAGAUAUCCAAAAUGCAGAUAAAUCAUACAUUGCCAGAGAUUGUGAUGUAAUCUCUAAUGAUACAGUACGCCUCAGCACAGACGGAAUGCUUCGAUCAAAUGUUAAAUUAGAUGGCAUUCUGAAAGGUGAGAAUGUGGUUGACGUUAAAUCCGAAAAGGAUAUGUGUAACAUUUGUCCUCAACAGAUGCAACCCACUUACGGAGGUAUUACUGGAAAUCAAGUGGAUGGAAUGGUGAAUCCUCUGGAUAUACGUGGACAAAAUCUUUCCAUAUCUACCAGAAUGUACACAACUGAUCACUAUGGCUAUACAAACUCAGAACUUGGCGAUGUGAAACAUGAUGAACCCAGUAUGAAUUGCUUUACGGGUGAAAUAAUGCACGAUGAUGUUCCAUUACUACACAGAGGAACUCAGAAUCUAACAUCAAAUAUUGUUAACAACCAUAUUAUUAACGGAGGCUAUCAGCCUUUGCUUGGUAACAUGAUGGGAACUGUCCCAGGCACGAAGGAUUUACUACAUAUGUAUCAUAAAGAUAAACUACACAUGGAGAAUUUUGAUAAUACUUAUAGAGACACUAAUGACUCUAUAAACUAUUACAACAUGUAA